AUGAAAACAACACUUAAAGAAACAAAAAUUGAACAAUUAAAUGUUGCUUUUGUUGAAAAAUUUGUUAAUACAUUUUUUACACGUCUUGUCGAUAGCUAUUAUGAAUUUGUACAAUUAUUUAAAGAUCAAAAAUCAACAUUUACAAAAUUUAUUGUUUGGAUGUCAAAAGAAAUUGAAAAAUUAAUUGUACUUUUACGUAAUCAACAAUACAUUAGUAUAAAAAAUUUUACAUUUUCAAUGAAAAAUAUUGAUAUUUUAUUUACAAAAGCUGAUGAAUUUUCAACAAAAUUAAUUGAUAUUAAAUUUAUUUUUGAAGAACAACUUGAACAAAUCUUAACGCAAAUUAUUCGUACACAAAAAGAAUUUAUUAUUGAUACAUUAAGACAACGACAUCGAGAUGAAAAAUGGAUACCAGUAACAUUUCAAACACCUGAUCGAUUAAAUCAAUUAUAUUAUGAAUUUAAUGAAUUAGGUAUUGAUGGUAAUACAUUUCUUGAACCAUUCAUAAAAGAUGAUCAAGAAGAUAUUUUACAAAUUGAUCUAGCACCAAGUACAUUACAAUUUACUAAAGCAUAUUUAACAUUUUCACGAGAUAUAUUUAAAAUACAUUAUUCAUCAAUAAAUCCUGUUAUCGUUGAAGCACUUGUAGAAUUAAUUAAAUUACAUUUAAAAUAUUAUGAACGUACUUUACAAAAUUCUAAUGAUAAAAAUUUAAACAUUUUCAUUAUGAAAAAUGUUGAUUUUUCUUUAAAUUAUCUUUUUCAUCAUGUCGAACAACUUCAUAAACCAAAAGUUGGACAUGCAACGAAAUUUUUUACAAAAGUUUACGAUAAAAUGGAUAAACUGCAAGCAAUAGCAAACAGUUAA
Messenger RNA from Adineta steineri, 867 nucleotides. The record is from the annotation of a GenBank genome assembly. NCBI's taxonomy places the organism in Eukaryota, Metazoa, Rotifera, Eurotatoria, Adinetida, Adinetidae.